This is a messenger RNA of Arabidopsis arenosa, 1719 nucleotides long. The record is from the annotation of a GenBank genome assembly. Lineage: Eukaryota; Viridiplantae; Streptophyta; Magnoliopsida; Brassicales; Brassicaceae.
UCAAAGACAACAAUUGAUGGCCGAUCAACGGAACCCGCAAGACAGAGACCUUGAUCCGUGACAACAAGUCCCAGCCCUAGGCGUGCAUUGACAGCCCUUACACGAUGAAGAUGGUAACCCCAUAUACGAACAGUCCGAAGAAAGACUCGACCGGCAAGAUGGCCGAGAUCGUGAUCAACAAGCUCCUCCGGAAGCUAAUCCUCAAGGCAUGGGAGACAACCUCAACGUUAAUCUUCCGCAGCCCGCUAAUGUCAUCAAUGCCCAACAUCCUCUUAAUGUUGCCGCAAGACAUGCCACUUAUCUUCCUCCUUUUAGACGAGCCGCUCCACACCGUACGAUAGCCGAUUAUGAUGCACCAAAUCAAUACCCGCAAGAUCGAGCUGCCAUACGAGAUCAAAGCUAUCCGCAAUGGAAGCUGUUUCAAAAUGGCUUUCAAAACGCCAACUAUGGUGCUAACAACUUCCAGCCGAGAGCUCCUUUCAACAACAACAACAAGGUGCCCUUUCAAGCCAGACCAAUCCAAGCCGCGCCUUCUCAAGGAAGUAAACUCGAGAUGAUGAUGCAAGAACUUCAAGCUUCUCAUCAUAAGACUUCCCGAGAUAUCAACGUGAAGAUUGAGAACGUAUAUGGUGAAUUGAAUGGAAAAGCCAAAGAAAAUCUUAAGGGAUAUUGCAAUGCUAUCUCAGCCGUACCAGCUCUCCACACCCAUGAAGCCGAGCCCCUGGUGCCGCUUUUUGACUCUCAUGAAGACAUGAUUCGUAUGACGCGAGUCAUUGUUGAAGACAAGCCCGAACGCUACCCAUUACGGAGACUUAUCAAAGUCGAAGAUCCAGGAUGUUUUGUCUGCUCUUGCUCCAUUACAGGCAUCAAAUUCCCUAACUCUCUUUGUGAUUCUGGUGCUAAUGUUAAUGUGAUGUCAAGAUGUGUUGCUUUGAAGCUUGGAUUGCGAGACUUGUUUCCAUCCAACCUUAGCCUAGUCUUUGGAGACUCAUCCCAAAAAACUCCCGAUGGAUUAGUUCGCGACUUGCAACUAGUCGUAGGAGAUUGCAUAAUCCCUACCGAUUUCUACAUCUUGGAGAUGGAUAAGAAGACCGAGAGACCUCUUAUUUUGGGAAGACUCUUUCUUGCUACCAUUGGUGCCGUGAUUGACCAUAACCGCAAGAAGACGAUCUUUGCAAACGUCAACAAGAAGAUCUCUUAUCCGAUGAUCUCUAAGACAAGCCCUACUCAAGUAAGUCCUCUACUUGAUGAUCAUGCUGGUCCCGAUAUCAAUAAAGAAGAGAUAAGCAACCGCGGAGUUCGUAAUAGAACCCUAAAGAUGCAAUCCAAACCGCCCGAGCCGCCUCAAAUUUCAAAGAUAAAUAUAAUUAUUCUUCUGGAGCUUAGCAAUGAGAGCAAGGAUCAAAUCCAAGAGAUGAUACGGCACACUAAAGAAGUUCUCCUCCAAGCUAAAGUUUUUAAAACUUCCGCUAAAGGACAACAUGUUAUAGAAGCCGAAGCUGACUACCAAGACAUCGACGAUGCUAAAGGAAAGGCGAUUCCCGAAGCUACUUUCCACCAAGCCUAGCCGGCUUCCCAAACGAAGCGUAAAGUUAGGGAGAUUGAGGCGAAAAAUAGAGCUGUUACGAAUAAGAAAUGCAAGAAAAUGGGAAACUAAUCCAAGAACAUGAAGCAAAGAAGGAACUGAAUUACAUGUUACAAUAUAUGAUCAUAGUUUUG